CACCUGGCCAUCUGUCGACCUCCGCUCUGUCAUCUACUCUCUCCCCUCGACCCCGCCUAAUGCCUUCAGCACCUCCCGCCCCCGACUCCUCUGCUCCUUCUCCGGACCCCGCGUCGGAGCGUCGCCCGCACAUGGAGCACUCGUCGUCGUCCAGUGCGCCAGCUGCUGCCGAGAAGGACCUGUCAGCGCCCAAGCCGCAACGACACGCUCGUCUCGUGACCGAGAUUGUGCAACUUCCCCCCGAUCCCGACAGCGACGAUUCAGAUGACGAGCGUAAUCCUGCCGUAGACCCGUCGCCGAAUGACGGCGACGGCGCGCCGGACGAUGACUUCCUAGCGACGUACCCGGACAGCACGGAGGAGCUGCACCUGCAGCACCUGCGCUUGGAGAACACGUCACUUCCACCUCUCCGCCUGCCGCGUUUCACGCAGCUCCAGCGUCUGUGUCUUCGUCAGAACGAGCUCUCUUCACCUCUUCCCGCCGAGUGUCUGAAGCUCGGCGCGCUGGAGGAUCUCGACCUCUACGACAACAGGCUCGGGCCACGAGUCGUAGACGACGAGCUGCAGGGAGUGCCGAAGGUAACCUCACUCGACCUGUCGUUCAACAACAUCCGCCAUGUCCCAAACCUGCCCUCGCUGUCGGCCGUCGACACGCUCUAUCUCGUCCAGAACAAGAUCACGCGUAUCGAAGAGGGCGCGCUGGACUGGUGCGCGGCCAAGAUGAGGAGCAUCGAGCUGGGCGGCAACCGCAUUCGUGUCAUGGAGAACAUCGAGAUGCUCACGAAUCUGGAGGAACUGUGGCUCGGGAAGAACAAGAUCCGGCGGCUCGAGUGCCUCGAUACGUUCUCCAAGCUCAAGAUUCUUAGCAUUCAGAGCAACCGCAUCACGAAGAUGGAGGGGCUCGAGGGACUGGUCAAUCUCGAGGAGCUGUAUCUGAGCCACAACGGGCUGAAGAAGAUCGAGGGGCUUGAAAAGAAUACCAAGCUUCGCACGCUCGACGUGGGUAACAACGAGAUUGAGGAGGUCGAGGGCGUGUCGCACCUCGCCGACCUGGAGGAGUUUUGGGCGUCGGGCAACAAGAUCCAGAACCUCCGGAGCGUGGAGAAGCAGCUCGCGGGGCUCAAGAAACUCGAGACGGUGUAUCUGGAGGGCAACCCGUGCCAGACGAACGACCGCGCACAAUACCGGCGCAAGGUGAUGCUCGCGCUGCCGCAGGUCAAGCAGAUUGAUGCGACCUUCGUCCGCACAUAGAGAUGACUCUCCACACUAGCGAAAGCGGAGCUUGGCCCGUCUGGGCUGGGUGUGUAGACAUACGCAGACAAUGUACAUUUGCACGAGCAUGAUGGAUGGAGAGUGCACGAUUG
This is a messenger RNA of Cutaneotrichosporon oleaginosum, 1363 nucleotides long. RefSeq lists its product as uncharacterized. Lineage: Eukaryota; Fungi; Basidiomycota; Tremellomycetes; Trichosporonales; Trichosporonaceae. Gene Ontology annotation, molecular function: protein binding. Gene Ontology annotation, cellular component: cytoplasm. The record is from RefSeq and is a predicted model, not a curated record.